Triticum urartu is the source of this 4347-nucleotide messenger RNA. The record is from RefSeq and is a predicted model, not a curated record. NCBI's taxonomy places the organism in Eukaryota, Viridiplantae, Streptophyta, Magnoliopsida, Poales, Poaceae.
AUGAACGCGGCCAUCAGUGCGGCAGUGUGGGUGGUAGGCAAGGCGCUGGCCCCAGUUUCGGAUGGAUUGCUGGAGAGCUGGGCGUCCAGUGACAGUCUCGGCCCCAACAUCAGCGCCCUCAAGAGGCAGCUGCUGCGCGCGCAGGGGAUACUCUACACCGCGCACGACAGAGAGUACACCACCAACCCUGCCCUCAAGGAGCUGCUGCACAUGUUGCGGCAGCUGGCGGACGGGGCCGACGACGUGCUUGAUGAGCUGGACUACUUCCGCAUCCAGGACAAGCUCGACAAUACCUACAAUGCCGCCGAUAGCCAUCCCAAGGGUUGCAUCCACAACCUUGGUCUCAAUGUGCGGCACACUGCUAGAGCCAUUGCUAAUAAAUUCAAGCUCUGCUCUAAGGCACCACCAGAAGAUGGCACUAUGCAAACAUACAAAUUGAAGUUUAACCAUGUGGAAAUGUCUAAACGGAUGGCACACAUUGUACAACAGCUGGAUCCCAUAUGUGCCAAGGUGAAGGAAAUCCUUGAUCUAGAGCUCCGCAAAUCUACCAAAGUUAGCAUUAUUGGAAACAGACCCAAAACCACCCCAGCAAUAAUAGAGCCAGAGUUAUUUGGGAGGGACGCAGAGAAAAAGGACAUUGUAGAUGGCAUUACCGUUGGAAAAUAUUGUGCCGAUGGACUCACAGUUCUCCAAAUUGUUGGCCCAGGGGGUAUUGGGAAGACGACUUUCACACAACAUGUCUAUCAAGAAGUGAAGAGCUCUUUUGAUGUUAUGAUUUGGGUCUGCAUAUCUCUGAAUUUUGAUGCAAAUAGGUUGGCACGAGAGAUUGUGAAAAACAUCCCUAAGGUUAAUGGUGAAACGGAAAAUGCUAUCGAUGAAGAGCUUAUUGAGCAAAGAAUAAAACAUAAGAGGUUCUUGCUGGUCUUGGAUGAUGUCCGGACAUAUCACGACGAUGAGUGGAAAAAACUAUUAGCUCCCUUCAAAAAAGGAGACGCAAGAGGUAAUAUAAUUAUUGUCACUACUCGAAUUUCAGAAACAACAACAGCGGGAAAAAUAGCUGAUCAUUCUAUAAACCUGGAUCGCUUAGGACCUGAAGAUUUUAUGCAUUUAUUUGAAGCAUAUGUAUUUGGUCACCAACAGUCAUGGAAAGACCAUCCUGAAUUGCUUAAUGUUGGAAGGGAAAUAGUGGUCCAUUUGAAGGGGUUCCCUCUUGCAGCAAAUACUGUAGGUAGAUUACUAAGAAACCAGCUUACAUUGGGCCACUGGACAAGAGUUCUGGAAAGCAAAGAAUGGGAGUUACAAAGCAGCGAAUAUGACAUUAUGCCAGCACUGAAGCUUAGCUAUGAUUAUCUGCCUUUCCAUCUACAACAGUGUUUUUUCUAUUGUGCUUUGUUUCCCGAAGAUUAUGAGUUUUGCAACGAAGAGUUGGUUCACUUAUGGAUAGGGCUCAAUAUUUUAGAUUCAUGUGAUCGAAGGAGAAGACUUGAAGAUGUUGGGCUAUGCUAUUUAAAUGACUUGGUUAAUCUUGGUUUUCUCAAGGAGAACAUGAAAAAAGAUGGCAGUCCUUAUUAUGUUGUGCAUGACCUACUACAUGAGUUGGCAGUGAAGGUUUCAUCAUCAGACUGUCUUAGCAUAUCUAGUUCUAAUGUGAGAUAUGUACAAUCUUCUCCAUCUAUACGUCACUUGUCUAUCAUUAUAGAUGCGAGAGAUGUCAAUGAUAGAAUGACCUUUGAGGAUUUUAAGAGGGACUUGAGUACAUUACCUGAAAAGUUGACAGUUGAAAAUCUACAAACUGUGAUGUUGUUCGGAAGAUUCCAUGGAAGCUUUGCAAAGACUUUUGGUGAUUUAUUUGCAGAAGCAAAAGCCCUUCGUGUUAUUCUUUUAUCUGAGGCAUAUUGUAGUUACAUUUUGGAGGAUGUGUUCCGCAGCCUUCCAAGAUUUAUCCAUCUUCGCUACCUAAGGAUAACUACAGGAACUAAGGGGAAAUUAAGUUUGAACAGCAACAUCUCAAGAUUUUAUCACCUGAGGGUCCUGGAUGUUCAAGAAUGCAAUGUCCACCUUGGUCUUCUCAAAGCAAUGAGCAACCUUGUAAAACUGCGCCAUUUUCUUGUCCAAGACGGUGGUUUUGAACUAGGGCAGAUAGGACAAUUGGUAGAACUUGUUGGGUUACUGAGAGUCCAUAACAUUGAGAAUGUUGAACGAAAGGAAGAAGUGAGUGCAGCAAAAUUGAUACAAAAAAUCCACUUAAAGAAGCUAAUAUUAGAGUGGGGUAUUUAUGGACAGAAUAAGGAUUUUGUGCAAGAACAAGUUCUUGAAAGUCUUAAACCUCAUAGCAAUCUGCACAUUAAAGGGCAUAGAGGUGCUAAUUGUCCGUCGUGGCUAGGUGGGAACCUCUCAGUAAUGAAUUUGGAAUCUCUUUCCCUGCAUGAUGUAGGUUGGAAUAUUCUUCCACCUCUAGGGGAGUUGUGGUCAGUUAGUGAACUUGGUGAAGAGUAUCAAAGUUCCAUCUCAAGUCAAAGAUUUCAAAAUCUUAAAAGGCUAGAAUUAGUUAAGAUACCAAGGUUGAGAAAAUGGGUUGAAAAUAGCACUUGCCAUUUCUUAUCUCAACUAGAAGUUCUCAUUGUUAAAGAUUGUUCUGAACUCGUGGAGCUGCCAUUUUCACGCCGUCAAUCAGAGCAAGAAGCAAAUAUGACUUGGUUUCCUAGAUUACGGGUUCUUGAUAUUGUAGACUGCCCAAAACUGUUGUCACUACCUCUUGUCCCUUGGACUACUGCUGCAUCCUCUGCCAUGAUAAAGCGGGUAGGAUCUAGUUUGGAAUGGCUGGAGUACUCAGAAAAUUACAGGUCAAAAUUAAGCUUGGGGGUUACGGGGAAGGAUGGGCAAGAUGGCAUGUUCUGGAAUAUGUUUGUAUUCGGUAAUCUAGCUGGUCUAAAAGAGCUGAAGAUUAAGAAUUGUCCCCCUCUGCCAUUGUAUCACCUCCAGAAGUUAACAUCUCUGAAGUCCCUUGAAAUAGAUUAUUCGAGUAAUAGCAAUGUCUUGUUGACAACUGACAAUGAGAGUGAUAUCAUAUACAAGUUACCAAUUGAACAACUCAGGGUUAUGUCUUGUGGUGCCCGUGAGAAAGAAUUGACGCAGUUGCUCUCUCAUUUUCAAGAUCUCAGCAAGUUGGAAAUAAUUGGUUGUGAAAAGGUAACAAGAGUUGGUGUGAUGCAGCAACAGCAGAUGACAAGACGAGAGGAGGGAAUUAGUGAUCGAGAAGGUGGAGUUUUGCUCUCAUCUCCCCAUCUGCAAGAAUUGGUGAUCGAUAAUUGCCCAGAGCUGAGCCUACUCGCGAGUUCACUCCAAGGCCUCCGGUCCCUCCACUCACUAGUGAUCAUGAAUUGCCCAGAGCUGAGCCUACUCGCCAGUUCUCUCCAAGGCCUAUGCUCCCUCCGGUCAUUUGGCAUACAUGGUUUCCCCAAGUCCUUCUCCUCUUACUUGUCCUCCCCUUCAUGCAUACGGCCUCUCCUCGCGCAUGGCUGCCUCACAGAAUUAUUCAUCUUUCACACCCACAAAUUUCCCCCCUUUUUCGAGCCCUCGCGGAUGCAUGACAAAGAGCCCAGAUCUUGCAAACUUCAGAAGCUAUUCACAGAUCACUUCACAAGCUUCCUUAAUGUGCCCAUCUACAGCCUCCUCUCCUCGUCCAUCACCAGCUUACUCGUUUCUGACAUUGGUAAGGUGAAGCGCUUUUCUAAGGAGCAAGAGGAUGCCCUUCAGAUCCUCACCUCCAUCCAAAACCUCGAGUUCAAUAAGUGCACCAAGCUACAGUGCCUCCCAGCAGGGCUACAUAGACUUUCCAGCCUCAAGAUGUUACGGAUUGCAUGUUGUCAUGCCUUGCAAUCGCUGCCCAAAGACGGCCUCCCAACUUCUCUGCAAGUUUUACAAAUCGAUUACUGCCCUGCUUUCAAAUUGCUGCCCAAUGACAGCCUCCCAAGUUCUCUGCAAUGUUUAAGCAUUGGCAGAUGUGAUUUCUUGGAAUCGCUGCCCAAGGAUAGCCUCCCAAGUUCACUGCAGGAAUUAUGGAUCAGGAAUUGUGAUGCCCUGAAAUUUCUGCCCAAGGAUGGCCUCCCAUGUUCGCUGAAAACAUUAGACAUCUCUAGCUGCCCUGCUCUGGAAUUGCUACCCAAGGAUGGCUUGCCAUGUUCUCUGGAAAAAUUGAAGAUCUAUGAUUGUCCUGCUCUGAAUUCAUUGCCCAGUGAUGGCCUCCCGGAUUCCCUGCUAGUGUUAGAUGUCCGUAGUUGCAAAAGCGAGGAGCUAAAGAGGCAGUGCCGCAAGUUUAAAGGAACCAUUCCAAUCGUGAUGGAUUAA